UGUGGACAUACUUGCCCUUGGAUUUGAAGAAAUGGUGGAGUUAAAUGCAGGAAACAUCGUGAAUGCCAGCACCACGAAUCAGAAGCUCUGGGCUGCUGAGCUGCAGAAGACCAUCUCCAGAGAUUACAAGUACGUGCUGCUGGCUUCAGAGCAGCUGGUGGGCGUGUGCCUCUUCGUGUUCAUCAGGCCCCAGCACGCUCCCUUUAUCAGGGACGUUGCUGUCGAUACUGUCAAGACUGGCAUGGGAGGAGCCACUGGGAACAAAGGUGCCGUGGCCAUUCGGAUGCUGUUCCAUACCUCCAGCCUCUGCUUUGUGUGCAGUCAUUUUGCCGCAGAGAAAAAUUGCCUGGGAAGGGCUCUGAGCUGUCUCUGGAGCCUUCUCUUCUCCAUUACUUGCACGUCUCUUGACUCUACCAGUGAUCAGCACUGUGAGAUUAACAGGGUGAUAAUGGACAGGGUUUGGAGAGCUUUUAACCACGAAGAAGUGGAACAAUCUCCAGGAAAUCCAGCCCUCACUGGGAGGCAGCAGGAGAGAUUUCUAGCCAUCACCAUCUACCACAUAGGAACAUUUAAGAAUUAA
Cinclus cinclus is the source of this 580-nucleotide messenger RNA. Its product is annotated as synaptojanin-1-like. Gene Ontology annotation, cellular component: perinuclear region of cytoplasm; presynapse. The transcript has 3 exons. Gene Ontology annotation, biological process: synaptic vesicle endocytosis; brain development; phosphatidylinositol dephosphorylation. Gene Ontology annotation, molecular function: phosphatidylinositol-4,5-bisphosphate 5-phosphatase activity. Bases 32 to 580 code for a protein of 182 amino acids. The record is from RefSeq and is a predicted model, not a curated record. NCBI's taxonomy places the organism in Eukaryota, Metazoa, Chordata, Aves, Passeriformes, Cinclidae.